This is a messenger RNA of Trametes versicolor FP-101664 SS1, 534 nucleotides long. Its product is annotated as HET-domain-containing protein. The annotation marks the transcript as partial. The transcript has a single exon. NCBI's taxonomy places the organism in Eukaryota, Fungi, Basidiomycota, Agaricomycetes, Polyporales, Polyporaceae. The record is from RefSeq and is a predicted model, not a curated record.
AAGCUCGUAUGGAGCGAUGCAUGCUGCAUCGACAAGUCGAGCAGCGCAGAACUCUCCGAGGCGAUCAACUCGAUGUACGAAUGGUAUAGACUGGCGCACGUUUGUUACGUCUACCUCGAGGACGUCCCCGACGGCGAUAUCCCUAGCGACCACACCUCCCGUUUCCGGGACAGCAAGUGGCACAAACGCGGAUGGACGUUGCAGGAGCUGAUUGCGCCGGAGCGCAUCGAGUUCUUGACACGUACGUGGCGCUUCCUGGGAACGAAGAUCGGGCUCGCCUCAACUCUAGAGGAGAUCACCGGGGUGGACUUCGAUAUCCUCACGGGGCGGGCGACCGUAGACUCGGCGAACGUCGCGCGGAGGAUGUCAUGGGCGGCGGAGCGGGAGACAUCACGUAUCGAGGACCAAGCGUACUCGCUGAUGGGUAUAUUUGGCGUCCACAUGUCUCCUAUCUACGGCGAAGGCGACAACGCCUUUCUGCGUCUCCAGGAGGAGAUCAUUCGGACGAUUCCUGAUCACAGCAUGUUCGCCUGG